CUGCCAGAGAGGGGAGUCGAGAGCUCUGCUGGGAACUACAUGGUGCUCAAUUUUUCAAGAUGUCGUCGCUGGAACAGAGGCUGUCGCGAAUCGAAGAGAAACUAAAGCAGGAGAAUGAAGAAGCUCGCCGGAGAAUCGACCUCAACAUCGACAUGAGUCCACAGCGGUCACGACCGAGGCCGAUCAUCGUGAUCCAGCUCAGUCCUGCUCCAGCCCCUUCCCAGCGUGCAGCGCUCCAGCUGCCCCUGGCUAACGAUGGAGGCAGCCGUUCGUCAUCUUCAGAGAGCUCGCCCCAGCACCACCCGUACCCCAGCCGCCCACGACACAUGCUAACCCUGCCCACGCCUCCGUAUGGCCUACAGAAGAGCCUAGAGAAUGCAGAGAUUGACCAGAAAUUGCAGGAGAUCAUGAAACAGACGGGUUAUUUGAAGAUCGACGGGCAGCGGUAUCCAGCAGAGGUAACAGACCUGUUCAGCGAGGGGGAGAUCGGCAGCGGGACUUGUGGGCAAGUCUUCAAAGUGCGAUUCAAGAAGACGGGCCAUGUCAUUGCGGUCAAACAAAUGCGUCGCACAGGAAACAAAGACGAGAACAAGCGGAUCUUGAUGGACCUGGACGUGGUGCUGAAGAGUCAUGACUGCCCUUACAUCAUCCAGUGCUACGGCGCCAUAGUGACCAACACGGAUGUAUUCAUCGCCAUGGAGCUGAUGGGAACUUGUGCUGAGAAGCUAAAGAAGAGAAUCCAGGGUCCCAUCCCAGAGCGAAUCCUCGGAAAGAUGACGGUGGCAAUAGUGAAAGCGUUGCUGUACCUGAAAGAGAAACACGGCGUUAUCCACCGGGACGUCAAACCCUCUAACAUCCUGUUAGACGCUAAAGGUCAGAUUAAACUGUGCGACUUCGGCAUCAGCGGACGCCUCGUCGACUCCAAGGCCAAGACCCGCAGCGCCGGAUGUGCUGCCUACAUGGCACCUGAAAGAAUAGACCCUCCAGAUCCCACCAAACCUGACUAUGACAUCCGGGCAGACGUGUGGAGCCUCGGCAUCUCUCUGGUGGAGUUGGCUACAGGACAGUUUCCUUACAAGAACUGCAAGACAGACUUUGAGGUUCUGACCAAAGUGCUGCAGGAGGACCCUCCUCUUCUGCCUCUCGGCAUGGGUUUCUCCCUCGACUUCCAGUCCUUUGUCAAAGACUGCCUCACAAAGGAUCACAGAAAAAGGCCAAAAUACCAUCAGCUGCUGGAGCAUAGUUUCAUUCGGCGUUACGAGGUGCUCGACGUAGACGUGGCUGGUUGGUUUCAGGUGGUGAUGGAUCGCACCGAGUCGCCUCGCAGCAGCCAGUGUUACAGCCAUCAGCAUCAACUCCACUCGCUCUUCAGUAGGUAGCCUAGCCUCGACCAGCCUGGCGUCAGCUUAGCCGUACGCUAGACUAGCCUAGCUUCAGCUUUGCCAAGCCCAGACUCAGUCUAUUCUAGUCUAGCCGUCCGCAGCUACGCCAAGCGCUACACCCAUCCCGUCUGUCCAUCUGUCCUGGGAAGAAGAGACCUGAAGAUCCCACAGAGGAGGGAGGACGAAGACUCAGUGGAGGACUCUGGAUGGACAGAUUAAGCGAUGGAGCGACAGAGGGAUGGAUGGCUGACGCAGGUGGUUCUGGUUAUUAGGGUGCUGAAUCUGGACAGACAGACACGGGGUUGGGGGGGGGGGAUGCACGCUGUAGUGAGCUUCAUUUGGUUUAGACACUGUUAGCGCUCACCACGCUAUCAUCACAUCACAGUGUGUGUUGCAGCCAGACACUCACAUACAAACUGUGUGUGUAGCUUGUAUAGGCUUUUACAUUUUCUCCUCUUUUCAGUAGUUUUACACACACGUCUGUCUGUCGCCGACAUUGAUCCAAGCCAUUGGAUUCGUAAACAGAGUAGUCACUACACACUGGAACAAAGCAUCUGCUACUUCAGCAAAAACAAGCCGCUCUUGUACAUAAACGAUUUAGAGGACAGAACAAAGUCUGGUGCAAUUAUGAUUCUUCAGGUGUUUCUACCAUCACACAUUCUCAGGCUGUAUCUAUAUGUAGUGUGUCUGUGUGCGUGUGUAUAUGUCAGUGUGAGCAUUUCUAUGUAUGGAUAACUAUAACGACUCACUCACCGGCUUUUAAUAGUGAGGUUGUAUUUCCUCGUUAAUUCACCUUCACACUACAGCUCUAACACACAAACGAGAACAGAUUAAUCUGUUGGCUGUGCUUUUAAUUUGAAAAGCUUUUGUUUUGUUUUUUUGUUUUGUUU
Pundamilia nyererei is the source of this 2272-nucleotide messenger RNA. It is a transcript of the gene map2k7, whose product is annotated as mitogen-activated protein kinase kinase 7. Bases 60 to 1379 code for a protein of 439 amino acids. The record is from RefSeq and is a predicted model, not a curated record. Gene Ontology annotation, molecular function: ATP binding; protein kinase activity. The transcript is spliced from 12 exons. Gene Ontology annotation, biological process: protein phosphorylation. Lineage: Eukaryota; Metazoa; Chordata; Actinopteri; Cichliformes; Cichlidae.